This is a messenger RNA of Toxorhynchites rutilus septentrionalis, 603 nucleotides long. It is a transcript of the gene Atg12, whose product is annotated as autophagy protein 12-like. Lineage: Eukaryota; Metazoa; Arthropoda; Insecta; Diptera; Culicidae. Bases 107 to 475 code for a protein of 122 amino acids. Gene Ontology annotation, biological process: autophagosome assembly; nucleophagy; autophagy of mitochondrion. Gene Ontology annotation, cellular component: Atg12-Atg5-Atg16 complex; cytoplasm; phagophore assembly site membrane. The record is from RefSeq and is a predicted model, not a curated record. The transcript is spliced from 3 exons.
GUGUUUUAUCUUCAGACAACUAGUAAACAAAAGCAGCCGAAAAAUCUUGCGAUCUAUCUCAUAAAUAUACAUUUUUUCUGUAAAUUGAGUUGAGGGACCACAUGAAAUGAUGUCCGAUCAAGUAUCUGAGACCACCGACAAAGAUCUUGCUUCCAACGUAGAAAAUCUGAACCUUGGCCAUGAACAGAAACAGGAAAAACAAGAGGCGAAGAAAGUUGACAUCAUCCUACAUGCCACCGGAAAUGCCCCAAUACUGAAGCAGAAAAAAUGGACCGUUGAUCAGGAGAAACCAAUCAGUGCAAUCAUCAAAUUUAUCCACAAAUACUUGAAGCUGGAGCCUGGAGAGAAACUGUUUUUGUACAUCAAUCAAACAUUCGCACCAUCACCGGAUCAAAUUAUUAAGAACUUGUAUGAAUGUUACGGAGCCAACGGAAAGCUAGUGCUGCACUAUGCUAAAAGUCAAGCUUGGGGCUGAAUUGAAUGAAAUCGAAAUCGAAUUAUAGCUGCCGUGAUAACCAUUCUUCGUUUCACUCUAAGUCAUUUAAUGUAAGGCUUUGCGAUGCUUCUAACAUGAGCAUACACUGAAUUAGAUAUAGCAGCGUA